Daphnia pulicaria is the source of this 4353-nucleotide messenger RNA. RefSeq names its product sodium- and chloride-dependent GABA transporter 1-like. Bases 529 to 2640 code for a protein of 703 amino acids. Gene Ontology annotation, biological process: sodium ion transmembrane transport. Lineage: Eukaryota; Metazoa; Arthropoda; Branchiopoda; Diplostraca; Daphniidae. The record is from RefSeq and is a predicted model, not a curated record. The transcript is spliced from 16 exons. Gene Ontology annotation, cellular component: membrane.
UCUUCUGGAUUCUGAUACGACGUCCAGACAUUGCCCUAACUGAGUUAGAGCCAGAGGCUUGUCACUUUGACGGCCCAUCAAACACUUUCUCUUCUCGGUUAACUGAUGCGUGUAGGGUUUUCUCCCGAGGUCGACAUUUUUCUUUUUCCCUUCUAGAAAACCCGAAGUCGUCGUAAACUCGUACAACAACGAUGUUGCAUAGCAAAUACCCAAGACCUUGUAACACCUUCUACGGUCAUCUAAGGGCAAUGUCUCUUGAUACAAAAUAGGCCUAGCUAUACCUCUUUCUUUCCGGAAGACCUGUUUUCUUCCCAGCGCAGAUGGAAAACACACACACGGUUUUGAAUAUAUCAAAGGGUGGUUGAGUCUAGGGUUGUUGUUAAUUCGACGACACUCGCCCGACAACAACCACAAGCGAUUCAUCCUGAGUGUAGAAUUAAAGUGUAUCCAAGUUUCAUUUUCAGGUGUCCAGUUGUUACAGCGCUGAGUGAUUAUUUAUCCAGAAAUCGACAAGAUAACCAUCGAAAAAUGUCGAAGAAUGAGUUAGCGGGGUGUGUGAACGAAUCUUUUCAAAUGAACGAAGUGAUUAUUAGCGAUCACCAACAAGUCACAAAUGAAUUGCCAACUGAAGAUUCGACUGCCGAGAAGAACAUUUCAAAGCCGAUCAAAGACUCUGUUGCCCCCGACGAAAAGGACAAGAAAGUGUUUCCAGCUGUCGCCAUCAGAAAUAAUCUCCAGUUAUUCGUCGAGAAUAUUGUCAAAAACAAAAAGGUUUCGUGUGGUCACGGAAAAACAAGUGAAGUUGACGUGGCCAGCAAAGAGUCCAAAGACGCUCAAUGCGAAAGGGGCGGAUGGAAAAACGAAUGGGACUUCCUGUUUUCUUGCAUCAGCGUGUCGGUGGGAUUGGGAAACAUUUGGCGCUUUCCUUAUCUGUGCUUCAAAAAUGGAGGCGGUACAUUUUUGGUCACCUACUUUGUCGCCAUGGUAGUUUGUGGAAUACCUAUUUUCUACCAGGAAGUUGCGAUUGGACAAUAUCUGGGAGUCGGAGGAAUGACACUAAUAGCUGAACUAGCACCUAUUAUGAAAGGUGUUGGAUACGCGACAAUGACGGUCACCUUUUUAGUCAACAUUUAUUACUCCGUCAUCGUGGCGUGGACCUUGUUCUAUUUCAUAGCUUCCUUUGCCGCUCUUCCAGGACUACCAUGGCAAUCUUGUGGAAAUUCGUGGAACACAAUCGACUGUUUCCAGCCAACGUCAAACGCAAGUGUUUUGCACAACGGUUCCGUUUCAGCAGUUGAGGAAUUUUGGAGUCGGCGUGUGCUGGCAAUCACCGACGGCAUAGAAAAUCCUGGAGGGAUGCGAUGGGAGCUAUUUGGAGUGCUCAUUCUAAGUUGGGUAAUGAUCUACUUCAUUAUAUGGAAAGGAAUUAACCAAAGUGGUUACAUCAUCUGGUUUACGGCCUUAUUCCCUUACGUCAUCCUGUCCGUGCUUGUCGUAAGAGCUGUCACUUUAGAUGGAGCCGGUGAUGGACUUCUCUACUACAUCACGCCGAAUUUUGAUCUCCUCCUAACAUCGGGGCCUUGGAUUGAUGGCGCUACGCAAAUAUUUUUCAGCUACAGCAUCGGAACAGGAGCUCUACCUGCCUUGGGCUCUUAUAAUAAAUUCAAGCACAACUGUUAUAGAGACGCCAUUAUUACAUGUGUGGUCAAUACCUUAACGUGUUUAAUAGCCGGAGUGGUUACGUUUUCAAUAUUGGGCAACAUUGCUUCUGCUACCGACUCGUCAAUCGAGUCUGUCGUUUCGUCUGGUCCUGGUCUUGUUUUCAUUACCUAUCCGGAAGUCGUUUUGCGACUUCCCGGAGCACCAUUCUGGGCCAUCAUUUUCUUUAUGAUGCUUGUAAUUCUAGGAAUCGACAGUGAAUUUUGUGUGGUCGAGGCCUUCGUUACCGGAAUCGUUGACAACUGGCCCAAUCAACUGAGGAAGUGCAGGAGGCUGUUUGUAGUUGCUACUAUAAUUGUCAUAUUUCUUCUCUCUUUACCAAUGAUAACUGAGGGAGGGGUGUACUUGUUUCAAAUUAUGGACUAUUAUUCAGCCAGUGGGAUGUCAAUGCUUUUUCUAGUGUUUUUUCAAACAAUUUCCAUCAACUGGAUAUUUGGUGGCAAUAAAUUUUGCGAUGCCGUCGAGCAAAUGCUCGGACAGAAACCAUCUCGAUUUUUGUACAUUUGCUGGGUCUUCCUGGCUCCCGCCGUCAUGCUGGGCAUCUUCGUGUUUUCCAUCGUUCAGUACACGCCAGUGACCUACGGUCUGGGUUACCAGUAUCCAACGUGGGCGGAAGCAUUAGGUAUUUGCAUAUCUCUGUCGUCGAUGCUCUGGAUACCGCUCUAUGCAGCUUACUACAUCUACAUCACACCGGGCACUUUGCGGGAGGUUUUAACCAAAGGAGUUACACCGAUUUUUAAAAUAAGGAGUGAAUUAUCAUCGCCAGUAAUUCAACAGACUAUUGCGGAUGUCCAAGGGUCCCAGCCGGACUCGUCAUUAGUGACAGUCAGCAGUGAUUUGCAUGGCAUGAAUCAUCGUGAAUCAGCUGUGGUGAUGGUCAGUUUCGAUAUUGACAACAGUAAAAUGGAAAUUAACGAGUAAACUAAAUUGUAGGGAGAUGGCUUUAUUUUUAUUAAAACAGAUUUCAUUAAAUUAUCGUUAUAACAGAUUAUAAACGAAACGGAAUAGUACAUGCCGCUUCAAUAAACAGUGUCAAUGUCGAUUAAUAUCUCCACAUUCACUAGCAGAUUUCCUUUUUUAUCUCCGUUUCCAAACUGAAAUUAGAUUUUAACUAUUCCAUGAUGUUAAAUCACGAACACCUAGCAACGGAUGUCAACAUACGAAUUACAACGCGAAGCUGAAUAUUUCCUUUUUUCAAUAAAGAAAUGCAGCUAGUCUUUCAUUUGCAUUUGGUACGUUAGUAAAUCUAACGGGACAAAAGAGGAGUGGCACUUAUGCAUCGAUCAUUCGACCGUUGACCUACAUAUCCGUAUCUCGUCUGGAUUCAAAAUUGUAAUUGCUGUUGGGCGUUACAAUGUACUAGUAGCCUAGCAUCAACUGUACAGCAGUAGCCUAUAUGCACGUCAAAUUAGAAAUUAUUUGAACUCUAAAUGUCAAAUCAGAUCACAUUAGACGUCGUGUUCAUUCUUACCGCCAACCUGUUUUAUUCCAAUUCAACUGCGUAGUCCGCCUGCUGUUACAGGCUGAUGCGCUGUUUCCGCUUGAAAACUUCUCGAACGUUAGUUUUUUAAAUACGCGAUUACUUAUUCAUACCGUGACCUUAGACGAAAAUCUUUUUUUUUUUACCUACCAAAAGCUGACCGAACGGGAUACACAAGUAAUCCCCCGCAAGGGCCAAAAAAACCGCGGGGUUUUCAAUUGAAUUCCAGACUAUCUUCUGGCUGACUACUUCUGAAGAACACACAUUCCGAUUUUUGUGCUUGGGCAUUCCUUAUUUUAUCCAGUCGUUCCAUCACGAAACGGUGUUAUUCGACUUUGGUGAAAAGCUUUUCGCUGGGGGUGUGUUGUUAUUCACCUGCCAACCUUGCGACAGGAUGGAGGCUUCUCGGCAGUGCUGCUCUUUCGGCUCAUUGAAACUAUUUUGGAUUCUAGCCGUUGUACUCACCACCGGAUUAUCUUUUGAAUUUCCGCGCCAGGGACGUCAAAGAGUCGAGUUUAUUGCCAGAACAGUGACGGUCGCCGUGACGGAAGUAGCAUUUGAGACUAUACCCACUUUGUGCAUUUCUCUAAUCAACGCGACGAGACCGUGCGUCGGAAGACAGGCCCAAUGGGAACGUAUUCCAGCAGCCGAUUUGGCGGAAGCCAACGUCCAACCCACAGUUGUGCAAUCAUUGGAGACGACGGCUGGACCAGCUAUGGCUCGAUUAAACGAUAGAGAUUUGGAGAUACUCAAGUUGGACGACCGGCUAUUGCACUCGUCUCUGAAGGAAGCGCCAGAAGAAAGUGGUCGGCAGCAGUCGUCUGGGUUCCUCUAUCGAUUCACGAACCGCUUCAGUAACGCCCUUGGCCUGGCUCGAACUAUUGUGAGUACCGUAACAGAAACCAGAACGAUGACAACCACUUACACGGAAUCGGCCGGCUACAAUCACUUUUAUAUCAGCGACUGCAUCCCACCUACAUUAUACUAUCCCAUCUGCAAGAACGAACUAAUAAGCGAAACCGAAACAGAUUACUAAGCUAAUAAUUUUAUUCAAAAACCAAAAACUCCAUUAUUAUUUUUUUUUCGCCGGUCACGACGUCUAGUAAUGUCAAACACUCAAAUGUUAUUAUUUUAGAAUAAAAUAUUUAAAUGCA